Molecule: messenger RNA, 786 nt
Organism: Vidua chalybeata
Lineage: Eukaryota; Metazoa; Chordata; Aves; Passeriformes; Viduidae
Gene: SMIM5
Product: small integral membrane protein 5
Exons: 5
Coding region: 410-658 (82 amino acids)
Source: RefSeq, a predicted model, not a curated record
CUGAGCGAGCAGCGAGCCGCAAGCCAGGAUGAGGGGAGAGAUGACGUGAAAGUUUAAGAAGACGAAAGAAAAACAAGAGGAGAAGCAGAGCUCGCGGUCGGGAAGCAGAAAUCCCAAAGCAGAGAGCCCUUGGAAGCAGCAGAAAGUGCAGUCAAUCAGAAAAACAUUUGCUUCCUCACGGAUAGGCUGGAGACUGCACCACCACCAUCAAACUUUGUCCCUGAUAUAAUUCAGACCAAGAGCCAAGAACAGAAAGCACAAAUCAUUUCACCUCUGCCUCUUCCACCAUAUCUCUUAGAAUGGAAACAAAAUUGAAAAUCUGUUGACACAGAAUCCUGCAGCACUAAGGAUAAAGCAGCUGUUUCUGGAGAAGCUCACUUGGGCAUAAGCCUGGAGAGGUUGUGACAGAAUGUCUUCUGAAGGCUUUCUGAAGGAAGUUCAAGCCAUUGGUGAGAAGUUUCUCCUUAAGCUCCAGAAACUGCCCAAGGCUGAGCCAGUGGAGAUUGUCAGCUUUUCUGUGGUUCUUCUGUUUAUUGUUACUGUGCUGGUGCUCACGAUCAUUGCCUGCAGUUGCUGCUGCUACAGCUGCUGUGGCUGUGAUGGACACCCUGAUCCCAGACACAGGAAGAGCCAAGUCCGCCCAGCUGCCCAUUCAUGAAGUGACACAACCUGCUAUCGAGGACAUGCCUGGACAUCAUGAUUCAGUGCUAUGGGAAUGACUUUCCAAACUAGCCCACUGAAAAUGGCAAUAACAAUAUUAAUGAACAUGACUCAAAGGACCAGAAA